AUGUCGAACGACCAUUCAAGUUCGGGACAUUAUAUUGAAGUUGACGAUGAUAUCACCGGAACUUCAGAAUAUGAUUCCCUCUACGGCGCCGAAUCUGCUUCGGCGACUACAUCGCUGAUCGAUUCCGUCAAAGCUUAUAAGUAUGAAAAUGGAAGACGUUAUCAUGCGUACAAGGAAGGACAGUGGCUCGUUCCCAAUGACGAGCUUCAACAAGAUCAAAUGGAUCUAUUUCAUCACGUAUUCCUCCUCAGACUCCGAGGAAAGCUUUUUCUAGCUCCUAUCGAAAACCCACAGAAGAUUUUGGAUGUGGGUACUGGAACUGGAAUAUGGGCUAUCCAGAUAGCUGAGGAGCUCCCAGACGCUGAGAUAGUUGGAAACGAUAUUUCACCUAUUCAACCUAGUUGGGUCCCACCAAAAGUCUCCUUCGAAGUCGACGACUUCAACGACCCAUGGCUCCAAGCCCCCAACUCUUACGACUUCAUCCAUGAACGAGAUUGUCACGCUGCUGUUAAAGACUGGGGUAAAUUUGCCGAAAAUGCCUUCAAAACUCUCAAACCGGGCGGAUACUGGGAAUCACAAGAACACACUGUCGAAAUUACCACCGACGAUGGUUCCGUCCCGGAAGAUAACGUUUUGAAACAAUGGUGCACGAAUCUCAUCCAAGCAACUGAGAUCAUUGGACAAACUUGCGUGGUCGCGCCACAUAUUGUUGGACAUAUGCAAAAGGCCGGGUUCGUGAAUAUCAAGCAACAAUAUUUUAAGCUACCGAUUGGAGCGUGGCCUAAGGAUCCUGUUGAUAAGGAGAUUGGAGCAUUUAAUCUUAUCAAUAUGGUGAAUGCUGCUGAGGGCUUUACAACCGCUGCUUAUACACGCAUUCUUGGGAAAUCGAUUGAAGAAUCGGCUCAAGCUGUUGUCGAUAUCAAGAGAGAUCUCCAGAACAAGGACUUUCAUAUGUACUUCCAAUUUGCUGUUACUUAUGGUCAGAAGCCUCUCGAUUCACCAACGGAAUAA
Messenger RNA from Orbilia oligospora ATCC 24927, 1011 nucleotides. RefSeq lists its product as uncharacterized. The record is from RefSeq and is a predicted model, not a curated record. Bases 1 to 1011 code for a protein of 336 amino acids. NCBI's taxonomy places the organism in Eukaryota, Fungi, Ascomycota, Orbiliomycetes, Orbiliales, Orbiliaceae. Gene Ontology annotation, molecular function: methyltransferase activity. The transcript has 10 exons.